AUGGUUGACAGCUUUAUAGACGUCGAACGUGUCACUGAACCGACGUUUAAGGUGCCCUUAGACGUUGUGUAUGCUGGCUGUAACAGGAAAGUUAAUCACUUAUUCAAUGAUGCCAUGGAGAAUGACACUCGAUUGAUCUCUAGUUUGAUGAUUGAGAAGUGCAAGGGAACGUUCACAAGAUUGAAGUCCUUGGUUGAUGUUGGAGGAGGCACAGGGACCAUGGCAAAGGCCAUUGCAAAAUCAUUCCCAAAAAUGCAAUGCAUUGUAUUAGAUCUCCCACAUGUUGUUGCAGGCUUGCAAGGUGCUGAAAACCUAAAAUAUGUUGGAGGGGACAUGUUUGAGGCUAUUCCUCCAGCUGAUUCCAUUCUGUUGAAGUGGAUAAUGCAUGAUUGGAGUGAUGAGGAAUGCAUGAAGAUAUUGAAGAAGUGCAAGGAAGCAAUCAGAAAGGAAGGCAAGAAAGGAAAGGUGAUCAUCAUAGAGACGGUGAUGGAUGAUGAAAAGAGAGAUGAUGAUGAUGAAUUUGUAGAAACCCAACUCUUGUUUGAUAUUUUAAUGAUGGGGUUCUUCGUCGAAUCCUCCCAUCAGACGUCUAAAUCGCUAGAGUGUAGUGGAAUGAAGAUGAUGUCAGACAGUAUUGUGAUAUCUGAGAAUUUGAUCCAAGAACUCAUCAAGAAGACCGUGGUGAUCUGUCUUUUAGGAGUUUCUUUGAAGGAGACAUGUAUUGAGCUUACUAUUUGA
Vigna radiata var. radiata (mung bean) is the source of this 738-nucleotide messenger RNA. RefSeq names its product probable O-methyltransferase 3. The coding region runs from base 1 to 738 and encodes 245 amino acids. Gene Ontology annotation, biological process: methylation. Lineage: Eukaryota; Viridiplantae; Streptophyta; Magnoliopsida; Fabales; Fabaceae. The record is from RefSeq and is a predicted model, not a curated record. Gene Ontology annotation, molecular function: O-methyltransferase activity; S-adenosylmethionine-dependent methyltransferase activity. The transcript is spliced from 4 exons.